UCGCACGGGAAGGGUGUAGCCUUCAUUCGUUCCUGCAGUGCUGACUGACCACCCUCGCUUAUUUGUAAAGUUGUAUUGCAAAGUAACAUUGACUUACGCGUACACAUCUUAUAAUCAGAACUGACUUACUUUGAUUUUUCGACACCGGAUGGACGUUAUUAGUGGUUCAGAAGGUAAGGAAGAGCCGAGAAUAAGGAAAUAGAUAAACUUGAUUAAACUUGACUGAGGAGACGCUAAUGAACUAAUGCGGAGGCUCAAAGUCUCUAUCUGAAUCUAAAGGCGAGGCAGUUGGUGAGCCAUGACCCGCCCCCGCUCCCUACUGUCCCUGCUGCCCCUCCUGCUGCUGCUACUGUUGACGGGAGCAGCGGUGGGACGUGGGAUGGACACCGACGAGGUACACUUCAUCCCCAAGGUCACCACCACUUCCACGACACCCUCCACGCCUUCCUCCAAGCACCCCAACGUUCUCACCUCCCUGGACAUUCCGCCGGAGUACUUGGAGGAGAUACUACGUCCUAGAAAACCACCUAAGAUACCACGCGAGCCGUCCCUCCACCGGCAGCCGCAACAGGAGGCGCCAGCGGGACAACACGCGCCGCAGGAACACGGGGCGCAGUACACAAGGGAGGAGGAAGAUCACGAAAAUCCUUUGAGUACAAAAACAUGCCCUUGCACAAUGCCUCGGGGUUCCAAAGUACAAGGCAUGGUGAGGAGUCUUUGGAAAUAAGAGCAGAGUCCUCACAGAUUCCCGCCAUCGUGUUCACCAACAGCAAGGACUCUGGUAGCGGGGAGAAAGAUCAGAAGUCGCGGUGGAGUUGGGGUUGGUGGAAUGAGGAGCCCAGUGAAGUGCAGCAGAGGCGCGAGGAGUCGAAUUCAGGGCCACGCUUCGACCGGACGCUGGCGAGGAAGCUGACGGUGCAGGAGGGCAAGACGGCAGUGCUGGCCUGCCGUGUCGUCAAUAAUGAUGAGAAAGCGGUUUCAUGGAUGCGCCACCAGGACCUCCACAUCCUGUCAGUCGGAGAGUACAAGUAUAACAGCGACGACCGGAUCACUGUGUCACUGAACGAGGAGCGGCAGGAGUGGCGGCUGGUCAUCGAGAGAGUCACCCUUAAGGACGCCGGGAUGUACCAAUGUCAGGUCGCCACCAAGCCAGUGUUGAGCUUCGUGGUGAAUCUGGAGGUGGUGGUCCCCAAGGCCGAGGUGCUGAACGGGCCAGAGGUUUUCGUCCACUGCGGCUCCCUCAUCAACCUGACGUGUGUGGUGCUGCACGGUACUCGCCGCCCCGUCUAUGUCUACUGGUACCACCACGACAAGGUGCUGGACUACGAGGGGCGUGGCGGCGUGACAGUCAUAACGCAGGCCAGUGAGAACACCAUCAGCCACCUGCUCAUGAGGAACGCCACGCCUUCAGACUCCGGGACCUACUCGUGCACACCCUCCAACGGCCGCCGCGCCACCACCACCGUCCACGUCCUCAACGGUGAGCCCCAGGCGGAGUCGCAGCAGCCGGUGUGUCUAAGUGCGGGACCUCAGCGGGCGGCGGCUACUCUUCGCGGGACUCAAGCAGGUGAGCACCGCGCGGCCAUGCAGAGCGCCACUGGUCCCCACUGCCUGACACCCAUCCUGCUGCUGCUGUGCCUGGUGUCUGUCCUCCCGGUGUACAUAGGUCCAGCAGCGCCCUGAGCACUGCUUCUCGCCUGCAUACGAGAAGACACAGCGAUUGCCAAGCUAAGAAUUCCGAUAUUUACAAGAACCACAGACUGUGGUUGUGUGGCUGAGGCUGCAGGGUUCCCUGCUGCGAUCCGUGGCACCCUGAGUAAUGGCUCGGCAUUGAGGCCAACCACCUUGCCGACAACGAUCCGAUGACACCCGAGAGACUUAUUCCUUCCCGGUGGAGUCGCCUGAGUGACAGUAAAAUGUUGAGUCGUGUAGCGUGGCGGCCUGACGUACGAGGCAGCCUGACGUACGGCCUGAUGAGACGCUGGAGGAGGGGAGGGAGCAGCAGACGAUUCUCCGCGCUGAAACGCAGCACGGAUCUUGAUUGACGUUUGUGCGAGGCACGGUAUACUUUUAUGAUACAUUUACCAUAACCAGAGCAGUUAAUAUGAUUUAAGACAAUAUCAUUUCAUUUUGCUGCACCUGUGGGCGAAACAGAUUGUAUUAGAAAAGAACUACGCGCCUGAGCCUCGCUAAGUGCAGCUUCGUGUUCAUCGCCGCUUUGUUUUGUGUGGAGGGACACCGAACACGUGAAGCACAGGCCGCUGCAGGACGUGAUGCAGGCUUAGUGGUGCUACUCUUUGUUCCGGAUAGUGUCUGUGUGAUCCGAAAAUCUUGUCUUGUUCUGAGGUUAUCUGGCAUUAAAGCAUCAAUCACCUGUAGUGAUGAGAGGACACCUGCCGCAGCAUUGCCGUGUACAUUAUGCUACAGGUAGUAUUUCUUAUAUUUUCGAAGACCGGCAAGUCAAAUCUUAAUUAAGCUGGUAUGCUUCACACAAAAGUAUGCAAGUCGCGGAGUUGGUCAUUGUGAAGCAGGUUAACAAGUUGAAAGCAUGCGUAAAAAAUAUAAAAAAUCUUGUGUAAAACUGAGGCAUUACAAAAAGUAUAAAAAGAGAACGCCAAACAAUGAGAGACACCGUGAUAUUUCCUUUUUAAAAGUGUUCGAGUCGUAGGUUGUCAUGCAAACUCUGCUAACGAAGUAGGCCACGGUCUGACGCGUGGUGGUGGGACCGGCCAGUAUUAUGAUGGAGUGAGUGGAGCGGGCGAGGCAGAAUUUAGAGUGUGAAUAACGAAAGGGGGGGCGGCGAAGUAGAACUGAACUGGGCGGGACGGGGUAAGGCCACGAACGAGGCAUCGUCAAGGGAGCAGCACGGCCAGCGAAUGUCGCCAACUUGCUGAGUCAAUCUGUCACGCUUCACGCUGUAGCGGAGGAACAUAAGGCUGGAGACAGGACCAUAUUCAAAAACACUUCAGCGCUUCAUCUUCACUAUUUUCAUAAUACACGGAUUUUAAGGAUUAUUUUACUGCUCUAAUGACAGAUUAACAACGCUUAUUCAAUCAAUUCUAAUAGGGAAAAGACUUUUGAGAACCCUGCUAAUCAUCUAUGUGACCUUGGAAAAUAGUGUUGAGAGAGCAAAGCGUUUCUGAGUAAAAACUUGUAAUGAACUCCGUAUAGUGUGGCGUGAAAAUCUGCUGUUACUUUGUGAGCAUGAAGUAAAGGGGUGAGUGUCAUGUGUGUCUCCCUCCAUCUUAUCCCAGAGCUAACAUAGUGAUGAAAAAUAGAUAGAAAGAAACCCGGAAGCCCAAUGAGUCCGCGGGAAGACUAAGAUUUUUCAGUUCCUUGUCGCAUUGCGUGUAGUGGUUACCCCGCCUCUGCGCCUCCCGACACGAGGAAGGAGAGAAAGCAUAACCACCACCACCACCACCACCACCACAGCAACAACAACAACAACAGCAAGAAGAGCAGAAAAAUGGCAAUGCUUGAAGGAGAACCUGAGAAGCGAAACAAAGCGAUAGAAGUCACAAAAAGAACGAGAAGCAGGAGGGAGAAAAGAAAGAAGAAAGAAGAGAGGGAAGAGAGAAGCAAUCCUAGGGUCACUCGCUCAUCCUCUCCCACCCUUAGCAAAAGCACAAUACUCGUAAUUAAAGAGUAUCUUUUUACUGACUACUAAACCCCAAUCUUUUACUCGCAAUGGACUUCAGAACAAGUGAGCGUUGGAGCGUCAGCUGGGGAUGCUCUGAGGGAGAAGAGUGAAUGCCCCUCUUGUUAUCGAAGGGACGGGACUGUUUGUUGAUUGUCAGUAAAUAGUUUAUGGAAGAAUCCUGCAUAGUGUUACACUGCGGCGACUGUUUAUACUUGUAUCAUACUAAUAAUUUAAUAUGAAUACCUAACCGUGCGUAAAGUAUGUUAUGUAUCAUCUUCAUGCAUUUGUGAUUCAUAUGUAUUUUUAUUGCUGUUAAUGUUGUUAUUAUUGUUAUUAUCAUUAUUAUUAUUAUUAU
Molecule: messenger RNA, 3995 nt
Organism: Portunus trituberculatus (swimming crab)
Lineage: Eukaryota; Metazoa; Arthropoda; Malacostraca; Decapoda; Portunidae
Product: fibroblast growth factor receptor 3-like
Exons: 6
Coding region: 664-1683 (339 amino acids)
Biological process (GO): synapse organization
Cellular component (GO): neuron projection membrane
Source: RefSeq, a predicted model, not a curated record